AUGGUUUUGACCUUGCGAGGUAGCGUGAAUGUGGCGCAACUCACAUCCAUGAAGCUAUAUUUCUACUUACUGGAGAAAAUGAUAUGUUUGCAGGCGUCUAUCGUCGAUGGUCUCCAGAUCAACAUCAUUACUGAAAAAGCUUUAGAAAGAUUCCCGGAUUUCUCGCGUGAACUCCAAAUCUCUGACUCGGAGAUGCGCGUUCCAAAGUCAAAUGGAGGGUACUAUCUGGCGAAAGACCAGAUAGAACUCAACUUUAGCACCGAGGAUAUGAAAUUCAGCAACACGGAAACUUUCUAUACUUAUAAAGGCGGCGACGGGGACCUUGACCCGAGUAUCGAUGUAAUUAUUGGUCGAGAUUCGGAGGCGGUCCGGUAUUUUAUAGGUGAUCAAAAUGCUAAACAACAGGAUCCUCUUGCACAGCAUGCGACGGCUGCUGAAAAGAUGCCUGCGAAAGGAGCUUCCACUGGAGAAGUGUCCGAUGAACAUAUAUCUCACGAAAACUUUACCCGGCUAGCCUGUGUUUCCGUCCAGGACAAAGUAUUCCCGUCGAAAAUAGGCUUCUACACUCAAGCUGGUGCAGAUGUAAUAACAAAGGCAGCAUGUGAACGAAUGCAAUUGGAGAUAGAGUCUUGUAGCGAUGUACGCUUUCGUUUACAGAGCUAUUUCUCACAUAGCGAGGUUAGUGCUACACGCGUUGUUCGAGAGCUGAAGUUCCAUUUAAACGGUGAUCGCAAGAUAUAUACCGGUGACUUCUUUGUGCUUGAUUUAGACCUGUCGAAUAAUGUUGACAUUAUCCUCUGUAGCAAGAGCCUCGCGAAAAACGAGAUUGUUGUUUUCAGCCACAAACUUAAGCGGAAUAAACGCUCUUUGUCUGUACCGCAACGACCCAAAGAUUGCGAAAAGGGAAUACCUCCUGUUGCUGAAUGGGAACGUGGGAAACCUACUUUGAGUCAACGUGCCAACCACGGAGGGACCCACCGCGCGGGGAGAUAUUACUAUUAG
Messenger RNA from Aspergillus steynii IBT 23096, 1002 nucleotides. RefSeq lists its product as uncharacterized. The transcript has a single exon. NCBI's taxonomy places the organism in Eukaryota, Fungi, Ascomycota, Eurotiomycetes, Eurotiales, Aspergillaceae. The record is from RefSeq and is a predicted model, not a curated record. The coding region runs from base 1 to 1002 and encodes 333 amino acids.